UUUAUUAUUAAUUGUAUUUCGAACCGGUAAAGAUCUUUCACGUAGAAAUGUGACUUACACUGAAGCGUAUACAAAUUUGAAAAAUGUGCAUUAGAUAAUUCACCCAAGUGGCUCAUAAUGAGUUCCUUAAAAAAAUACAACACGAAAUGAAUGUUACUAAAAGUGUCUACUGAACGGUUCCGGUUUGUCAUAAUUGUAGUGAAUGCUGUUGCCAAGCCGUGAUAACACUGAAGUAAAUUUCAGUCAUGAAACUGGAGUUGAUCAUUACUAUUCUCGCAACUAUACCUUCAUGUUAUAAUGUAAGCGGCAGAGCUGUUCGUAGAUCAUGCGGAAAGUAUCUAGCGGAUCGAAUUUCUGAUAUUUGCAAGGUACGAGGCGGUUAUUCACAAUUAAGUUCAUCACUCAAUCAGCAGUCUAGCAAUCAUCGUGCAAAGCGAGGAAUCGUGGAAGAAUGUUGCAAACGAAGUUGUACGGAUGAUACAUUGAUCCAGUACUGCAUGGAACACAGCAGUAUGGAAAACUCCGAGGAACCGGCGGUAAUCAACAACCAUAAUAAGGUCACAAGCCCACAACCAUACGGCGAAAAUCAUUUUCAAGUGCAAUUCACAACAAAAUUACCAGUCAACAUCAUUCCCAUCGAAGUUGGUACUGUACGUCCUGAGUUUAUAAAUAUAAAUGCAAAGUACAUGAACAACAAACGAAAGCAAUACUUUUAUUACUGGCCAUGGAAUGAUGUUAAUGUGAUAUAAAAAUCCUUUUGAUGAACUUAGUAAACUGACAACUAUCAAAUUGGCUGUGAUUGAAUUUAAGUGAAAUAAAAAACUCUAGUCAUUCAAGCUAUAAAAAA
Molecule: messenger RNA, 847 nt
Organism: Malaya genurostris
Lineage: Eukaryota; Metazoa; Arthropoda; Insecta; Diptera; Culicidae
Product: bombyxin B-7-like
Exons: 3
Coding region: 246-749 (167 amino acids)
Cellular component (GO): extracellular region
Molecular function (GO): hormone activity
Source: RefSeq, a predicted model, not a curated record